Molecule: messenger RNA, 2684 nt
Organism: Trametes versicolor FP-101664 SS1
Lineage: Eukaryota; Fungi; Basidiomycota; Agaricomycetes; Polyporales; Polyporaceae
Product: Bromodomain-containing protein
Exons: 7
Coding region: 45-2294 (749 amino acids)
Biological process (GO): regulation of DNA-templated transcription; chromatin remodeling
Cellular component (GO): nucleus; chromatin
Source: RefSeq, a predicted model, not a curated record
UGUCACCCCUCCGUGACUGUCACGCGCCGCCUUGGCCGGAAACGAUGACCGACGCGCUCUCCGCAACAACACUCAAUGGCGCCCUCCCCGACCCUGUCUCUGCCCCGGACUCGCCUGCCGUAGACUCUGUGGCCACGCCCAUCAACAACUCCCUCGUGUCCGACAUCAAGAUCGACGUCGACUUCACUGAGCAGGAGAGUGACGCGCGACACGAACCUCCCGCGCUCCCCAAGGCGGAGCAGCUGGAGGACGCGUCCGUCGUCCCCCAGGUCAGCACGCCUGUAGACCCUGACUCCAUCCCGAUCGCGCCUCCACACGGCACACCUCCGCCACCGCCCGGUGAGCUGUUGGAGGACGUGAAGAUGGCCGAAGAAAACGCGUCUGCGAAAGGCGCAGACGUGGAGAUGUCGGAUGCGAGUGGCCAGACGAACGGUCUCCCUAACGGACAAACUCCAUACGCUAAUUCUGUCAAUGCUAAUAACGAUGACAAUGAUGAUGAUAAACCCCCGCCCGCUAAGAGAGCUAGGAAAUACUCGGAUGCGGAGAGAGCGUCGCUCGCAAACACUGCCACUCCACCUCCAGCAUCCGUGUCCCCUCCCGCGACUAUCACGCCUCUUCCAUCGACUUCUCCGCCUACUCUCACCCCGGCUCAAUGGCGCUUCUGUCUGUCGACCGUACGCACGCUCAAGCGGAUGAAGGACUCUGGCCCCUUCCUCAACCCCGUCGACCCUGUCGCGUUGGGCAUUCCCCAUUACCCGACCAUCAUCAAGCACCCCAUGGAUUUCUCCUCCAUCGAGCGCAAGCUUACGACUUCUAAUCCCGCGAAGCCUGAUCCCAACCCUGCUAACCCUCGGUACGGCUCGGUCGACGAUAUCGUCGCGGACAUUCGCCUCAUCUUUGCGAACUGCCUCACAUUCAACGGUCCAGACCAUCCUGUGACGCAAAUGGGCAAGCGCGUUGAGGCUGUCUUCGACAAGCAGGUGAAGCAAAUGCCCCCGCCCGAGGAGCCCAAACCUCCUGCACCGAAGAAGAUCGCGACCCCUCCUCCUCCCCCUCCGCCUGCGCCUCCGAAGAAAGCUGCCCGUCGUCCUUCUAACCCCGUACCCGUCAUCAGGCGGAACGAUGAGGCCGCGGGCGUCAGUCGGCCGAAGCGCGAGAUCCACCCUCCAGCCCCGAAGGAUCUUCCGUACGCUGAGGCAACACGGAAACCACGGAAAGCGAAGGCUCCUAGGGAUGCGGCCACUGCGGAGCAGCUGAAGUUCUGUGAGAAGCUCUGGAAGGAUCUUCACCAGAAGCAGCAUUAUACCAUCGCGCAUCCCUUCUACGAGCCAGUCGACCCGGUGAAGAUGGGGAUCCCUGAGUAUCCCAAGGUCGUCAAGAAACCCAUGGAUCUGGCGACGAUGAAGAAGAAGCUGGACGCCGGCGAGUACAGCACGGCUGAGAAGUUCCGCGAGGACUUCAGGUUGAUGGUCAAGAACUGCAUGACCUUCAAUCCUCCCGGCAAUCCUGUCCACGAGGCAGGGAAGGCUCUUCAAGUCCUCUUCGAAGAGAAGUGGAAGAACCUGCCUUCCCCGCGUCCAUACGAGGACAGCGAUGACGAGGAGGAGGAGGAGGAAGGGUCCGAGGACGAGCGUGCUCGUAUGAUUGCGGACAUGGAGACGCAAAUCGAGAAUAUGAAGAACCACCUCGCCUCGCUGAAACGACCGGCUAAGGAGAAGAAGGAGAAGAAGAAGGAGAAGCCGCCCAAGCCCACUCCUCCUGUAGCGUCGACGUCGAAACCCACACCGAAACAGACGAAAGCGCCUCCUGCCCCCAAGGGCAAGAAGACGAAGAAGCCUGUUACCGACGACGAUGUCCUCACUUUCGAGCAAAAGAAGGACCUCAGCGACACGAUCAGUAAGCUCGACGGCGCGAAACUCGAGAGGGUCAUCCAGAUCAUCCACGAGGGCGUGCCAGAGAUUCGUGACAGUACGGAAGAGAUCGAGCUCGAGAUCGACCAGCUUCCAGCAGCUGUACUGACGAAGCUCUACAACUUCGUCAUCCGACCACUCAAGCCCCCAGUCAAGCGACCACGCACUGGCAAGGGCACGGGUACUGGCGGGCUGAAGCGGAAGAGCAUGGACGAGGACGUCGAGACGAAGAAGAUCCGCGCGCUGGAGGAGAAGCUGAAGUCCUUCGAGCAGGGUGGGCGGGCGUCUGGAGGAGGCGCGAACGGCGCGGGGCCAGCAGAGGAGAGCGAGCAUUCCUCCGCGGAGUCGAGCUCGGACGAGAGUUCAGCGAGCGAUUCAGAGUGAACUUUCACGCAUGCCUUCCUUUGUCGUUCUUCGGACUCCCAGAUAUACUCUCGCCGUAAUAUUCUCAGCCUGCAUGCGUCCACCUCUGCUCGGUGACAUCUUCCUUGGGUUGUACUCCGCGUCGUUCUCUCCGUCAAGUUAUACACUUCGUCAUCAUCAGCGUACAUAUUAAAAUUACAGAACCCGACCAUGUAGCUAGUUAGUACUAUACGUUCAUAUUCCACUUUCUUGUAACUCAUCCUUCACACCUCGAAAUGCACGAUGUGAGCAUUACCGACGGCGACCAGGCGCGCCUGCACGGAAGUUCUGCCAUCCAGAUCGCGACGCCUCUUUGGUGGGGCCUGCGGCGGGCUUGGGUGGUGGAGGGAGCCUCGAUGUCUGAGGAGCGGA